This is a messenger RNA of Fusarium keratoplasticum, 639 nucleotides long. RefSeq lists its product as uncharacterized. The transcript has a single exon. The record is from RefSeq and is a predicted model, not a curated record. The coding region runs from base 1 to 639 and encodes 212 amino acids. NCBI's taxonomy places the organism in Eukaryota, Fungi, Ascomycota, Sordariomycetes, Hypocreales, Nectriaceae.
AUGGUAAGCCAGCCAAUCCGCAAUGGCAGUGGCAAGCAUGUCAUGCUUUAUCAGCAACUGCCUCUCGAGGAAAAUGCCAUCCAAGAUAAUGACGGUAUGACGGGCAUGGCAGCUGACCUCCCAGGCAGCACAGACAGCGCAGACACAGAGACACAACGUCAGGCUCCUAAAGCCAACCCGCAAUCGCCCGAGGUGGCGACCAUUGUCUCUGCUAUCACAACUGCAUAUGCCAACGGUCAGCUCACCAGAAAGGAUAUACUAGAGAUGCUUACCGGCCAACUUGAGGCACGAUGGCAGACGAUUCGCGAGUAUGAUCAAGAUUGGCGUGAGAGAUCUCGAAACCGGAACGCGGCCUGGAUGUCCACCUCUGAAUGGGUCACAAGUUCGGAAUGGACGACACCUUUCAAAGAGUCUGACAACACCGAAAUAGACUGCCUACGAGCAGUCGUCGGCGAGAGGAAUUAUCUCAGUUUCAGAAGAGACGAGCAAAAUCUCGCUCUCUCCAAGUGGCUGGUUGAUCCAAAUGGAUGCGCAUCGACCUGUCUGAUCAGAGCUGAAGAGACGGUUCUCAAGCGGCAUAAACUUUUUCGAGACUUACUGGACAAGAUGAUUUAUGGUCUGGUUUGCAUUGCACGAUGA